This is a messenger RNA of Leopardus geoffroyi (Geoffroy's cat), 2412 nucleotides long. RefSeq names its product interferon regulatory factor 3 (gene IRF3). The coding region runs from base 1015 to 2322 and encodes 435 amino acids. The record is from RefSeq and is a predicted model, not a curated record. The transcript is spliced from 7 exons. Gene Ontology annotation, molecular function: RNA polymerase II cis-regulatory region sequence-specific DNA binding; DNA-binding transcription factor activity, RNA polymerase II-specific; protein binding. Gene Ontology annotation, biological process: immune system process; regulation of transcription by RNA polymerase II. Gene Ontology annotation, cellular component: nucleus. Lineage: Eukaryota; Metazoa; Chordata; Mammalia; Carnivora; Felidae.
GGGGGGACGUCCGGGCUCUUGGCGCCGCCUCUGGCUCAGGAGUCUGUCAACCAUCUGAAGGUAAAGUUUUUAUUUCGUGAAAUCGAUAGAAAAAGAAAGGGCCACUGCUCUGAAGCUCAGCUGACGAGAAGGAGGGUGUGCAGCUGCAAGUUCGAGAGCUAUCGGACCCCAAAAGCAGGGGUGGGUCCUAGCACUCUGCGCGCCGAGACCCUCUGCGUAGGUAGCAGGGCGGGGGGCGGGUAGCUGGGGAAUUGGUGACGUCCGGAGUGAGAAAUGGGUGAAAGGAUGGGUCUACCCUGAUAGCACAGAGGGGCACUGUGUACUCCAGGGAAAGUGAAGCAAAGAGGAGAAAAAGUGAAGCAACCCGGUGCUGGAGGUCGGCUGUAAAAACAAAACUAAACAAACAAACAAAGAAAAGAAAAGAAAAAAGUAGCGGGGCGCGGGGAGGUUGCGGAGAUCGGAGGCGUCUGCAUUAGGGGAUGAAAGGAAGAGUGGACCCUGAAAAUGGAAGGCAGUCCACUCUAUGAAGUGUGUGUGUGUGUGUGGGGGGGUGCCCUAGAGGAGGGAGGCUGUUUGGGGGGGGGGGGUGUGGAUGGAGGGUCUACGAUGGAAAUGGGGGAGGGGCUCUUCUGCGGGGGAAUUGUAGGAGAGGUCAACAACAGGGAUAAAUACGGGAGGUAGAGAUCUACAAGUGAAUAGCGUCUGCACUGAAAUAACUAGGGGAGGCUCUACCUUGGAAGUGGAGGUGACUGCGUUGGGUGAUGUGGGGGAGGGGAGAGGAGAAAAGGGUUUAUAACGGAAGAGGGAAGGUUCUACGCUGGCGGAAUUGAGGAGGUAGAGGGCCCGGACAGAAGCAGCUAGAGAAAGGAGGGGGGCGGGUGUCUCGAAUUGGGGAGCCUCUCCGGAGGAUGAAAAAGAAGGGCUCUUAUGUUGUACCCAGGAAAAUAUACGUGAGGGACCCUGCACCGCGGUCCCGUGAGAGAGAGAGGUCUGGGUGUGGCACCCUCAGGCCACAUGGGCCCCCAGCCCACAAACUGCUCUCUAAGCGCAGGCCGAACCAUGGGCACCCAAAAGCCGCGGAUCCUGCCCUGGCUGAAGUUGCAGCUGGACUUGGGGCGGCUGGAGGGGGUGGCCUGGCUGGACGAGAGUCGCACGCGCUUCCGCAUCCCGUGGAAGCACGGCUUGCGCCAGGAUGCCCAGCAGGAGGACUUCGGCAUCUUCCAGGCCUGGGCCGAGGCCAGCGGCGCCUACACUCCUGGAAAGGAUAAACCUGAUCUGCCCACCUGGAAGAGGAAUUUCCGAUCGGCCCUGAACCGGAAGGAGGUGUUGCGUUUAGCCGAGGACCGGAGCAAGGACCCCCACGACCCCCACAAGGUCUAUGAGUUUGUGAACUCAGGAGCUGGGGACUUUCCUGAGUUGGACACCUCUCCAGAUACCAAUAGCAGAUGCAGUCCCUCUGACACCCAGGAAGACAUACUGGAGGAGUUACUGAGUGACAUGGCCUUGGCCCCAUUCCCAGAUGGGGGGCCCUCGAGCCUGCCUAUGGUCCCUGAGGAGACCCCUCCGUUCUUGCUGAGCCCCAGCGUAGACAUCCCUGCCCCCUGCCCAAACCUGCAGCCCCCGGAAAACCCACUGAGGCGGCUGUUGGUGCCUGAGGAAGAGUGGGAGUUCGAGGUGACUGCCUUCUACCGGGGCCGCCAAGUCUCCCAGCAGACUGCCCUCUGCCCGGGGGGCCUGCGGCUGGUGGCGUCAGAUGCAGACCAGACACUGCCUGGACAGCCAAUAAUCCUGCCAGACCCCGGGGUGUCGCUGACGGACAGGGGCGUGAUGGGCUACGUGAGGCGUGUGCUGAGCUGCCUCGGUGGGGGGCUAGCUCUGUGGAGGGCGGAACAGCGGCUCUGCGCCCGGAGGCUGGGGCACUGUCACACGUACUGGGCCUUGGGCGAGGAGCUCCUCCCUGACAGUGGCCACGGGCCCAGCGGCGAGGUCCCCAAGGAUGAGGAAGGAGACGUGUUCGACCUGAAGCCCUUCGUGGCAGAACUGAUUGCCUUCAUUGAAGGAAGCGGACACUCACCACGCUACACCCUCUGGUUCUGCGUUGGGGAGCCAUGGCCCCAGGACCAGCCGUGGAUCAAGAAGCUCGUGAUGGUCAAGGUUGUUCCCACUUGUCUCAGGGCCCUGCUGGACAUGGCACGGUCAGGGGGCGCCUCUUCACUGGAGACCACCGUGGACCUGCACAUCUCCAACAGCUACCCACUGUCCCUCACCUCGGACCAGUACAAGGCCUACCUCCAGGACCUGGUCGAAGACAUGGAUUUCUAGGUCACUGGGGAGAUCUGACCCCUCACUCCUCAUGGAUGAUGGCCUCUUGUGCCCUCACCUUGGCCAAUAAACUGUUUCUUACCACUGUCA